AGGUUACGCUCGCACAUGCGCAGAAGCGGUCGAGUAAUUUGUUGAUAUCCUGCUUAGUAGUAUUUAUUUAGACCAUAGUUUUCCAUAGCCAGGGUUAUCCACAGCGCGGGAGUUUUUUUUUACAUUGUGCAGAAGAAAUAAAUUACCAGUUUUCUAUAUGAGGGGCUGAUGGAGGACACUCGGGAUUUGGCUGAACGCUCCCAACGUUCAGAUCGGAAGCGGCGAGACUCGUUUGGGAUGUAUGAUGGCUACGACAGCUGCAGCGAGGAGUCCACCAGCAGCUCCAGCUCAGAGGACAGCGAAGAUGAGGUGGUGCCCUCCAUCCCUGCCAGCCUGCCUAUCAUCAAGAACAACGGCCAGGUCUACACCUACCCAGAUGGCAAGGCUGGAAUGGCCACAUGUGAAAUGUGUGGGAUGGUUGGAGUACGAGACGCUUUUUACUCCAAAACCAAACGUUUCUGCAGCGUGUCUUGUUCCAGGAGUUACUCGUCUAAUUCUAAAAAAGCUAGCAUUUUGGCACGACUACAGGGCAAACCUCCUACAAAAAAGGCUAAAGUCUUACAGAAACAGCCUCUCAUGGCAAAAUUGGCAGCUUACGCCCAGUACCAAGCAAGUCAGCAGAACCAGGCCAAGUCGAAAGCUGCGGUCCCUGCAGAGACCUUCGACUGGGGGAAGUAUAUCUGUAGCAAUAACACGGUGGGAGCUCCUGUCAGCUGCUUUAAACAUGCCCCUAUGGGGACCUGCUGGGGGGACAUAGAAGAAGGAGUGAGGAUUGAAGUGCCCAACUCUGACACUAACCUCUCUACAAAGGUGUACUGGAUUGCAGAAAUUAUAAAGCUAGCAGGGUUCAAGGCACUCCUCCGGUACGAGGGCUUUGACAACGACAGCAGUAAAGACUUCUGGUGUAAUUUGUGUGUCCCUGAGGUGCACCCAGUGGGCUGGUGCGCUUCAAGCAACAAACCCCUUGUACCUCCAAAAAGUAUACAACAUAAGUACUCAAACUGGAAAGCUUUUCUUGUGAAGCGUCUCACUGGAGCAAAAACACUGCCCCCUGACUUUAAUGCCAAGGUUUAUGAGAACAUGCAGUUUCCAUUUAAGAAACUGAUGCGGGUAGAGGUGGUGGAUAAAAACUACUUGUGCCGGACACGGGUGGCGCUGGUGGAGCAGGUGAUCGGAGGUCGCCUCAGGCUGGUCUAUGAGGAGAGCCAGGACGGAUUGGAUGACUUCUGGUGCCACAUGUACAGCCCCCUCAUCCAUAAUAUAGGCUGGUCACGAAGCAUUGGACACCGCUUCAAACGAUCAGAUGUCACAAAGAAAACUGAUGGUCAAGUCGAUGCUCCAGCACAGUACUUUCAGAAGGUUAAAGACGUGGACCAGAGCAGGGACUGGUUCAAAGAUGGGAUGAAGUUGGAAGCCAUCGACCCGCUCAACCUCUCAGCCAUCUGCGUGGCCACCGUCAAAAAGGUGUUGGCAGACGGGUUCCUAAUGAUCGGAAUCGACGGCUCUGAGGCUGUGGACGGCUCAGACUGGUUCUGCUAUCACAGCACCUCCCCGUCCAUCUUUCCUGUUGGCUUCUGUGAAAUUAACAACAUCGAGCUCACCCCUCCGAAAGGGUACACUAAACUACCAUUUAAAUGGUUUGACUACCUCAGAGAAACGGGAUCGGUAGCUGCUCCUGUCAAACUCUUUAACAAGGAGGUUCCCAAUCAUGGUUUCAGGAUAGGCAUGAAGCUGGAGGCGGUUGAUCUGAUGGAGCCACGGCUAGUCUGUGUCGCCACAGUAACCAGGAUCGUGCAUCGGCUCCUAAGGAUCCACUUUGACGGCUGGGAGGAUGAGUAUGACCAGUGGGUGGAUUGUGAGUCACCUGACCUCUACCCAGUGGGCUGGUGUCAGCUGACGGGCUACCAGCUGCAGCCUCCAGCCUCUCAGAGUAACAGAGACAUGUCCCAGUCUGUGCCCAAGCAGAAGAAGAAGACUCCUCAGUACAAAGGCCAAAAGAAAAAGUCUCUCCUGAGAAUGAAGGAGGAGUCGGCCGAGGUGGACGAGUUCACCUUCUGCCAGGGAGCCUCAGACCAGGAGAGCAACGGCUCAGGCAGCUACUACAUCAAACAGGAGCACUGAGGAGGUCCGGAGGAGCCGGGGCACACCUCCGGGGGGAACUCCACCUAGGAUCAGGAAUCACAACGUCACAAGCUGCCUGUGGAAUUGGCCCAGGACAUGGAGGGGCCGGUCUGAUCAAUCCUGCAGGGACCGUCUCUGAACCGUCCUCCUGACCUGCAGCUGGAACAGCUGCACCCAGUCGGGUCUGGGUCUCAGAGGUUUGGGCAUUCUUUCUCAGCUCCACACUCUGAUGUAGACUCCAGAUUUAAAGGAAGCACUGAGGAGGAGGAGGAACUGGUUCUAGGCCACAUGGAGACCUGAAACUGUGAGAUAUAUUUAUUGAGCCGGGUCUUUUUCACCUCCAGCAGCGUGAAGACGGGAGUCGAGCCGGGCCCGUUUCAUUAUUCUCUUUGGAAGAAUAUUGUCAGGUGACUUCUUUUCUUUUGUUUAUUACUACUUGAAAAUGUGAUUUUUAUUUUCCAAUCAUUUAGUUUUUGGGUUGUUUUGGUCUUAAAGUUCCAUGUUAGGUGGCGUGGUGGGAAACGUGUGUCUUUCUGUAAGAUUCCUAAGAUAAGUGGAGACCUGGGGAGUCCAGAUAGGACCGGCUUCUCCACUGAUCCCAGUACAGUUCAGAGCUGCUCACCAGCACUUCCUGUUUCUGCUGCUGCAUCCAUUCCUGCUGAACUCAGCUCAACAAACCUGCUGCUGUCAAAAAAUAAAUUAUCUUUGUUUUUUCACUCGGCAGCAAACAAAUUCCAACAAACACCUGUUUGUGUAAAUCCUCCUAGGAUUUUUUUUUUGUUUUGCAUUUGUUUGAUUAAAAACAAAACAAAAAUUUCUCAAUAACUCACCAAACCCAACUUUUCUGUUCAGACAAAUUAAAGUCUAUUUUAGUUUGAAGUCAAUCAAAUUUUCUGUCGCACACUAAUCAGAGGUUUUCAGCUGAUGGAGAGAAAAGUAAAUCUGAAUGAGAAAUUAAGAUUACAAGAGCUUUAAAGUCCAUUUUUUAGUAAAGAUUAUUUUGUGCUCUUCUCCACAGCUUCAAUAUUUUCAGUUUAAACUUACAGGAGGAGGAUUUCAGGGUUUAGUUUUUAAAAGGAGAUACAAAUUACACAACUCACUCAGAGGAGAGUAGUCUGUUUCAGGAGCUGAAUGUUUUACUGCAGACUCACCGAAAACCUUUUGAAGUGAGGUUUUGUGGAAAAGUUCUGAACAGUUUUUACCUGAUGGCUCUUAGAUUCAUUUCUGUGUGGAGAACCUGAGGUACUGGGACGUCAGACCGUCUGAGUUCCAAGUCAGAAAGACCAGCCGGUACGACCUUGAAGUCUAAAUAUUAAAUAUUUACACUGAAGCUUAAAGAUUCCUCAUCAACCCAAACAUCACAAUCCAACAUGGCUGCCUUGGUUCUGCAGCCAUAAACUUUGUGUUAUCACGGUUGUGUUUAAAUGCAGAGAAGUCUGAACUAUCAGCUUGUUUUCCUGGUGACUGACCAUAAAACCCAGCAAGUCCUGGUUAAAUCUGUAGUGGUCUUUGACUGGUCGUUAGCUCGUCAGAAUAAUGCAGUCAUGCAGUUUGAGUCAGAGUCGGGCCAAACGCAAAGUGGAUUACUGUCGUCUUAAAACGACUCCAAACUGAAUAUUUUUUAGCUGAUGAUGACUUCAGGUCUGCAGGUUUCAUCAGUUUCAGCCUCAUCCACACUCGAAGAACUCUGGAGGACUAAACUGUUGGUUUUAAACCAGUUUCAGGGCUUGAAACACCACCGUCGUGUUUUCAUGUGGGCAGCUAUAAUCUGUUUGAAGUGAUGAUGUCAUAGCUCUGCCUCUUAUCUGGACCUACAGCCCAAGUUGUUUUAAGAUUUAUUUUAAAAAGCUGUGUUUCUGUUUGGUCAGGAUGUGAGGUUGUCUGCAAGUAGUGGCAGCAGCAGCUGGUUGUAGCACUUACUGCAGGAUUCUCACUUUACUUCUGCUGAUAUAACCAUGUAGUGUGAAACUGACAGCAGUGUGUAGGUUUAUAAAACAGUGUUGGUCCAAACCUUCAUAAAACACAAGUUGUUUUAAAGCAGCAACAGUCCACUUUGGUUUUGGUUCUGUUUGGACUCACUGGGAGCUCGUUGAUUGGCUCAGAAUCAGACUCUAAUGACAUAUCUCCACCAGCGCCUCUACAGCACGGUUCACCCUGGCUGAACACUGCUCAGCACGGUUCAGGUGGUUUACCUUUACACUUCAGUAACAGCUUUAGUGGGUGAGUUCAUCGUAAAGUUGGGUGGUCCCAAAGUCUGAAAAUUGAUGCCACACACACCUUAAGAGCAGGUGGCAAUUAUGCUCCAUUAAGCUGUUUGCCAGCCACCAUUAAACAUAGUAGAAGAAGAAAAGAUACACAACACAUCAAUGGAGGACAUGGUGUUAUUACAAAUGACAGAUAAGGUUGUUGUGAGAGUAGCUCUUGUGACUCAGUGACCCCUAACCAACCAGUGACCCCCAACCAACCAGUGACCCCCCAACCAACCAGUGACAGCACCCCCAACAAACCAGUGACCCCCUAACCAACCAGUGACUGCACCCUCUAACCAACCAGUGACUGCACCCCCCUAACCAACCAGUGACUGCACCCCCAACCAACCAGUGACCCCUUAACCAACCAGUGACCGCACCCCCUAUCCAACCAGUGACCCCCUAUCCAACCAGUGACCCCCUAACCAACCAGUGACUGCACCCCUAACCAAUCAGUGGCCCCCUAACCAACCAGUGACUGCACCCCUAACCAACCAGUGACUGCACCCCUAACCAACCAGUGACUGCACCCCUAACCAACCAGUGACUGCAUCCCCUAACCAACAAGUGACCUCCAACCAACCAGUGACCCCUUCCAACCAACCAGUGACUUCCAACCAACCAGUGACCCAGUAAUCAACCAGUGACCCCUAACCAACCAGUGACCCAGUAACCAACCAGUGACCUCUAACCAACCAGUGACCCCCUAACCACUCAGUGACUGACAGUCUUGUCAUGUGUCUGUGUGUGCAGCUCAGUGUGGUCACUUGGACCCACAGUGAAGUAAGUUCUGAACAGUCUGGUUCCAUUUGCUCGUGGAACAGCCAAGUGGAAGUGUGCUGUAGAGGCACCAAUGGAAGUGUGCUGUAGAGGCACCAGUGGAAGUGAGGCAUAAAUAACUGAGGUUGUCCAGAGAGUUCUCUGUUAUUGUUUUUAACUUUUCCACACAUUCUCACUACAAAAACUCUGACUUUCUUCUAGUUAAAAACUGUUGGUCUGUAAUGCUGGUCUGUCCACAGAUUAAAGUAGUUCUUUCACUGACCUGUUCUAACCAGAGAACACCGUCAGUUCUCAGCUUUGUAGUUUGGCAUCAGAGGAAUCAAACAUUGGCAGAACUCAGAGCAAGGCAGCUGUUGUGCUAAAUUAGUAAGGAUGAAGCUGUGGGAAGACAUCCUCUCAGAAACAAAAUGAGACGAGUCAGAACUGUAAGUGAGCAGAGGAACUGGUCGGGUUUGGUGGAGAACUGGGAUUAUUUUUCCAGUUGUGUCCUCUCUGGUUUCUAUAAAAACUACAGCUUCUUUACUGUCAGACUACUGUGGACUGAACGCAGCAGUUCCAGCUCCGACAUGAGGAAAUCCUGCUGAUCUGGUCCAGACCCGGAUCAUCUGUAGCAGCAACCCCAGGCCCCGAGAGCCCUCCUGUGUCUGGGAUAUUCACAACUUGGGUCCAGUUCUUCUUGUGUCGGAGCCAAAUGAAUUCAGAGUCCAGCUGAGCCACGGGAUGAAAUGUUGAGUUUUCCUUCAGAAGCAUCAGGAUUAUAAUCUCUACAUGUGUGGAGGAACAGAUCUGUCCAAACAAAAACACACCUCAAAUUCCUAGAUUAAAUGUUUCUCACCUACCUCCCAAAGUCCAAAUAAAUGUUUUUAUAGAAAUGAAUAAAGAUUUGAAGAUUAAA
Austrofundulus limnaeus is the source of this 6045-nucleotide messenger RNA. RefSeq names its product mbt domain containing 1 (gene mbtd1). The record is from RefSeq and is a predicted model, not a curated record. The transcript has 16 exons. NCBI's taxonomy places the organism in Eukaryota, Metazoa, Chordata, Actinopteri, Cyprinodontiformes, Rivulidae. Gene Ontology annotation, molecular function: zinc ion binding; chromatin binding. Gene Ontology annotation, biological process: negative regulation of DNA-templated transcription. Bases 169 to 2121 code for a protein of 650 amino acids. Gene Ontology annotation, cellular component: nucleus.